This is a messenger RNA of Bacidia gigantensis, 954 nucleotides long. RefSeq lists its product as uncharacterized. The coding region runs from base 1 to 954 and encodes 317 amino acids. Lineage: Eukaryota; Fungi; Ascomycota; Lecanoromycetes; Lecanorales; Ramalinaceae. The transcript is spliced from 3 exons. The record is from RefSeq and is a predicted model, not a curated record.
AUGAUUGCGAGUACUAUACCUGUGGAGGAAGAACGAAUUCAACGUGUGGCGCCGCAUAUUGCACACCCUGAUCUACUUCAAGGUAGCACCGUCAUUCGGAUCGGAAACGAAUCCAGUCUUCAAUUCCCCGACCCCAAACCUCCAGGCGACUUCAGGACUUCAUGCUUCUACGACCCAGGUGCACGCCCGCUCAACAGCUUCCGGAGAUACAUCGCCAUAAUCACGUGUGCCGUCCAAGAAGCGGACAAAGACUGGAACCUGCGAGAGAUGCGCGUGGAUUGUGACGGAACAGAGGAUAUCCACCUCCGCUUGAUUGGAAACCCACGUCCAGGAGACCCACCGCUGCUUGUCAAGCACGUCAUGUGGUCGAUCAUAGCCGUCCCUCACCUAUGGCAAAGGCAAGGGUUCGCAGAGAUUCAGUUCAGGCCCAUUCUGGCAGGGCAAAUUCUAGGUCUUGGAAAGGUGUUUCGCGUCGGCGCGCGGAGCGAGGAUGACAACAUUUCAUGGGGCUCAACCAGUCCCCAAAUGACGUACAAUGAGUCUGCCGGCACGCAGACCUACCGAUCUCAGUCUCUGGCCCCUGGAAACAGGGAUUUUUACCUCCAGGUGCACCCCAGCCUCAGCGACCGCGUCUUGUGCACAGCAGCAGUUUUCUACAACCAACUCACGAGUAUGAUAAUGCAUCUGGCCGUCAUGGACAGAGACUCCCUGAUAAGUGAGAUACAGGUCUAUGAUCAGGAGCAUGAUAUUACAUUUGAGAUGUCGGCGGCUCGGGGAAUCGCGUUGGAGGACUUCCCUCAACGGGCUGUUUUGCAGGCGAUUGAAGCGCUGGCAAAUUAUGAGGCUGAUGUCAGAGCUGAUUGGAGGUUCAGGCCUUUCACGGGAACUGUCUCGGUGGAUCGUCGGGUUGUCGGCACAACCGCUUUGUUUGAAGGUGUGAGACCACACGAAUAG